Messenger RNA from Rangifer tarandus platyrhynchus (Svalbard reindeer), 741 nucleotides. The record is from the annotation of a GenBank genome assembly. Lineage: Eukaryota; Metazoa; Chordata; Mammalia; Artiodactyla; Cervidae.
AUGGCAGAAGCUCCGGAUGAGCGCGAGCCGGGCCCCGAGGCAGCGGAGCAGCUGCCGCAGCAGCAUGUUGGGUGCCAAGUCUUCUCCGAGCGGCUGGCUCAGCAGAAGCCACCGCAAGGGUUCCUCUCCAGUUUUUUCACCAACAACCAGAAGUGCCAGCUUAUGCUCUUGAAGACGUUGGCGACAAAUCCAUAUGUCAAACUUCUACUUGAUGCCAUGAAGCAUUCAGGCUGUGCUGUUAACAAAGACAGACACUUUGCUUGUGAAGACUGUAACGGAAAUGUCAGUGGAGGUUUUGACGCUGCAGUGUCUCAGAUUGUUCUCUGCCAGAAUAACAUCCGUAAUCAGGCCCAUAUGAACAGAGUGGUCACCCAUGAGCUCAUUCACGCCUUCGAUCACUGCCGCGCUCAUGUCAACUGGUUCACCAAUGUCAGGCACUUGGCCUGCUCUGAGGUUCGAGCUGCUAACCUUAGUGGAGACUGCUCACUUUUAAAUGAAAUAUUCAGGUUGCAUUUUGGAUUAAAACAACACCAUCAGACUUGUGUGCGAGACAGAGCCAUGCGCUCUAUCCUGGCUGUUAGGAACGUUAGCAAAGAGGCAGCUCAGAAAGCUGUUGAUGAAGUUUUUGAGUCUUGUUUCAAUGACCAUGAACCUUUUGGAAGGAUCCCUCAUAACAAGACCUAUGCAAGAUAUGCUCAUAGAGACUUUCAAAACCGGGAUCGAUACUACUCAAAUAUAUGA